AUGAACCUCGCCCUCACCCAGUCCAUGAUGCCCCCGAGGCAGCUGGAAGGGCGGAGGGGACGGUGGCCCUCACCGCGCAGGGCCUCCGCCCUCUUCCGCUUCCCUGGCGGCGGCGGUUCCCAAGCCCGGAGUCACCGCGGCUCAGACUCCACUGACGCUGUGCCCUGGAGGCCUCGCACCCCUCAGCCAGGGCCUGCUGCCUUCAGACACCGCCCUGCCCACCAGGGCCCGGUCAGCCUCGCCUCCGCCUCCGUGGACUUAGACAGUUGGGCCCUUGGGAAUUGCACCUGCCCUGCCCGGGGACCCCCUUUCCCCAUCAGUGACCACGGUGGGGAGCAGUCCCCAGCCCAGCCCUGCCCCUGUGUACCCCCAACAGACAUCCCACCCUCCUCCUGGUCUCUAGGCCCAACCUCAGCUGCCCCGUCAUCCCCGCCAGGUGCUGCAGGGCAGAGGGGGGCACAGUGCCAAGGCUUCAUUACAGCUAAUGAGGGCUCGGCUCUGCAGAUGCCGGUGCAAGAUACGGGAGAGGACCCGGACCGCCUGCAGCCCCAUCAGGACCUCGGGCCCUCAGCUCCCUCCUCCCCGUCUCUGGAGGGGGAACCAGGGCCACAUCCUCGGAAGAGGUUUGGCUCAGGCACCCCUGGCGCAGAUAACACAGUAAUGCACUUCUCAGCUGCCUUCCCAAGACUCCAGUCCCGGCUACUUCCACAGGCUUAGAUGAUUGAAUUCUGUGGUUUUUCCAUACACUGUCAGUCAUUCAGUCAGUCAACAAACAGCACUGCUCUGGCCAGGCUCUGUGGGUACCAAGAUAAACAGGACACCUCUGGGCCUGCCUGGAAUGAGGUCAAGAGCAAGGUCAACUCCUUAGCUCUGCCACCAGCUGUGUGCCAUGAGGAAGCCAUGUAAUCUUUUUGUGCCAAUUUCUUUGUCUGGAUGAUGAUAAUGUACCUACCUAGAGUGGUAAGCACUUUGGAAGUAGUUGCUAUUAUUUUUCUUGCCCUCAGAUAAUGCCAGUCUGGUUGGGGAGACUGACUUGUAGACCGACGGUCACAAUGCCAGGGGCAGAGCUAGGCACGGUGCACCCUGGGAGGCCAGGGGAGGGGCUGCUCCCUGGCCUGCACUUCACAAACAUUUAUGGAGAAUCGCUCUGUGCCAGGCACUGUGCUGGCCACUGGGGACACGGAGAUGAACGGGACACAUUGUCCACUCAUCCUUGCUCCUCUCCGCCCUCCCUUCUCCCUCCUGGGCCUGGUCCCAGAACCUGGCACCGAGGGGGACACUAAGGACAGAACCAACUGUGCAUGGAAAGGCAUGGCCUGGGGGCCGGGCAAUCAGAACACCUGGGUUCAUGUCCACCACUCACAGGCCACCUGACAUUGGGCACUCUCUGACCUCAGUUUCCCCACUGGAGCAGGAGGGAGUUGGACAAGAAGACCCCUCUGGUCCUGACCCACACUGACAGCUGAUGACGAUGCUCCACCCCCAGAGGGCCCCAAAGUCCAGUCCCAAGGCCACCCCAGCCUGCUGUCCCACCGAGGCAGUGGGGAGAAGAUGCCUGCCUGGCACUAACUGGCACUGCCCUGCUGAUGAGCUGGCACAAUUUCACGUGGAACAGGGGCCUGGAUCUAAAGGCGGGUUGUUGGAAGGGGUGGGGGUGCUAGGGGCAAGGCAGCGCCAGCUCCCACAGGCCCUAUUCAUGGCUCUCUCUCUGGGGAGGGAGAGAGAGCAGGAUAAUUAAGCCCAGGCUUUAUCCAAAUCCCUGACCAAGCCAAUAUCUCACCUUUGAACCAGCAGACCAGGGCUGAUGUCCCUUUGGAAGGAAAACACCAAUGAACCGAACCAUGACCAAGUGCUAUGGGCUGGCAUGGGGUCUGGGGGUUGGAGGGGUAAAUGAGCUGAUUCCCCACCCACCAACCAUGGACACCUGAGGCCUCGCCACCCUGAGGCCUCUUGUGCCCAUCCCUGUCCCAACUGAAAGAAAAACCACCAAGCUCCAAUCUAGCAAGAGGUUGACCUUGAUCUUGGGCUGUGUCCAAGAUGGACCCAGCUUUGGGAUGCGAAUGACAGCAGGACCAGGCAGGUCCUGAGACGAGGGAUAGCAGGGUGAGAGGAUGGACUCCAGCCGGAUUGCCGGGACCCUACCCCGGCUCUGCCACUUAGUGAUGUGAUUUUGUUCAAGCUGUUAGCUCUGUGUGCCUCAGUGCCCUCAACUGUAAAAUGGGAAUGAUGGUACCCACACCUCAUGGUUGUGUUGUGAAAAUUAAAUGAGGUCAUUUAUA
Messenger RNA from Myotis brandtii (Brandt's bat), 2279 nucleotides. RefSeq names its product vegetative cell wall protein gp1-like. The coding region runs from base 1 to 717 and encodes 238 amino acids. The record is from RefSeq and is a predicted model, not a curated record. Lineage: Eukaryota; Metazoa; Chordata; Mammalia; Chiroptera; Vespertilionidae. The transcript has 4 exons.